UACUCGUCCACGUCCAGUGGUGCCGCCAGGUGACGAAAAAUCUUUUACUUAUUAAACUACCGACUGCAGCUAAGUAGGAACAUCCUCCAUGUAUGUACAUGCAUACGUACUCCCGUACGUAUAUGUAUAACAGAGAGUGAGAGAGAAUAGUGUAGUGACAAAACCAUAUAGCGAUAUCAUAAGGCAUAUAGAAGGCUCGAAGCUCUAUCUGCUGUAUUAUAUACUGUAGCAGCUCGACUUUUGUUUGGGUGACAGUUUCGUUUCGUUUCGUUUUAAUGGCUGUGGGUACCUGAGGACUCCGAUGCGCCACAAUUCAUUGGGUGACAGUGAAAAAAAUCUUCGACAUUCUCAAAUUUGUUCUACAACCGACGUUGAUAAUUCGGUUGCUCAGUAAUCGAGUCACUCUUUAUUAUUUUUUUAGAUAUGUGAAAAUACUGAAUCGAAUCUGUAGUGCGGUCGCGGUGCACAGUCUUUCAUUAGCUUGUAAAUAAACUGAUGCAUUAUAAUUUUAUCCACUCUUAUAAGUUCCGAGCUUCUGAGUAAAGGCUGAUUACAGCUUGUAAUAUUUCAAUGGAUGAUCAGUACUACUGCUUGUUAAUGAACAGAAUACCAAGUUGCCAUAUUAGUCUAUUUUUUAGAAAAACCAGCAGUCAGUGUUAAGAUGGUUGCACACUGAUAUCUAACACUUCUGUGUUUCAUUGUUUAAUUGAUUGUUGUGUUCAGUGUUAACCAAUUUUGUUUUACAACUAUUAAGUAGUGUUUUACAUUGUGCACCUUAUACAAGAUUUGAUUUUGAAAGAAAUAUGGCUAUUAUCUAUUUAAAUUAAUGUUAGGACAGCUUUUCUUUGUUUAUACCUGCCUACUUGCUAGACUUGUGCCCAGCAUUCUAGGGAUUAUCUGUCAUGGAGGCAUUACGAUUUGCUAUACAGACACGCUUAGGUGAGAGAAUGGUCAGCAUGAGCUCAAUGCUAGUUGAAACUGUUAGUAUAAACUAUGAAGAUUUUAAUGAAAGUUUUUUAACAUGCGGCACCUGCCUUUGCAUGUAUGAUGGAAGUGAACAUACUCCAAAGUUACUGCCAUGUUCACAUACUGUAUGUUUACAUUGUCUUACUAGAAUUGCAGCAUCACAAACGCGGGAAACUGGUUCAUUCCGAUGUCCCAUCUGUAGGGAACUAAUAACAAUUCCUAGAGGUGGUGUUGCAGCUUUACCUCCCAGUUUUUUGGUUAAUCAACUUUUGGACUUGAUGUCUAGACAACGAAGAGAGGUCAUACCAAAAUGUUCAGUGCAUACAAAUCAAGAACUGUUGUUCUGUGAAACAUGUGAUACAGUUUUUUGCACAGUGUGUACUGGUGGAAGUCAUACUGGAACAUCACCUGGGUGUACUGAACAUACUAUUAUACCAUUUAGCAUAGCUAUUAAACGCAUGUCGGAAAUAUUGCUGUAUAAAGCAAAUGAAUGUAUAUCAAAGCUAACCCAAGCACAAGAUUCUGUUAGUACAGAACUUCAAAGGCUAGAUUUGGCUAAACAAAAGUGUCAUGAAAUUCUUGAUGCUGAAUUUAACAGUAUUAUUACUAAAUUAGAAAGACGAAAGUCUGAGCUUCACGCUGCUUUAACAGUAGCUACAAAAGAUAAAAGACGUGUUUUGGAGGAACAACAUGCUCUCAUUGAAACUGAGAAAAAUAAAGUUGAACGUGAAUGUGAAGGCCUGCAAUAUCAAGUUGAAGUGAGAAAUAUUACGCAAAGAAUUGGCAGUCUAUCAGAUCAACUUGAUGCCGCCGUAGCACUAAGUGAACCUCGAGAAAAUGCCUUUUUAACUGCGGAAUUUAGUCACAACGAUGCCGUGAUACAAUUGGAAAAAGCUCUAACUUCGGUUGGUAGAGUUAGAUCUAGCACAACUCUACCAGGUUUAUGUCGAGCAAAGUUGAUCGACACUGCAGUAGUGAAACUGCAGAGUACAAUACUAGUGGAAACCGUAGAUUAUCAUGGACAUCCUCGAACCGCAGGUGGCGACCCAAUUGCCGCUCAACUGAGUUUAGUUGACGAUAAACGUCCUGAAAGCCAAAGUCUUUCUAUAGAGACUCAAAUAAAGGACUUGCAAAACGGAAUGUACGAAGUAAUAUUCAGACUAGUACAAGCUGGGUGCUAUGCUUUGAAAAUAUCUGUCUUUGACAGACCAAUAAAAGAUUAUCCUUUAUACUUUAAUGUAACUGAACAUAAUGAACCUAUUAAAGUUUACGGACUGAGGGGUUCUGAUAAAGACGAAUUUCAUCAACCUGUUGCGAUUGCUAUCGACGACAUUGGAAAUGUGUACAUUGUUGAUACUGGAAAUUCGCGAAUAAAGGUGCUCGAUGAUAAUUUGGAAUUUCAAAGACAUGUUUUCAAUGAAGGAUUAGAUGGUCGAAGUUGUACAGGUGUCGCGGUUUCUGAACAUGGUCUUGUAAUUGUUAACUGGAGAACGAAAACAGUUACGGAGUUAACGACAACGGGGGACACAAUUAAAUCUUUUUCUCACAAUGCUUUUCAGGAACCUAUCGAUAUAGCUGUUGAUCGGAGUUAUGGUCAUAUUUUAGUUGCUGACAAUGGUCAAUGCUGCGUAUUUGUAUUUGAUUGUGAUGGAAAAAUUCUUUUUCAGGUCGGAAAGAAAAACAAUCUGAAAUUAAUAGUAUCGGUAGCUAUUGGACCUAUUGGCGAAAUUCUGGUUGCUGGAGUAAGUGUACACAUUUUCUCUGCAAAAGGCGACUUUAUGGAAGAAAUUGCCACAGAAGGGAAAGGCACAGGCAGAUUUGGUGGAAUUGCGGUGGAUAAUGAAGGCAGAAUAUUAGCAUCUUACGCUGAAAAGGGCCGCACUGUAAUUCAAGUAUUACAACUAGCCGAUGGACAGAUUAUAUCGGAAAUUGAUUCGCACAAUUCCAAAUUACGUCGCCCAUCAGGAUUAGCAAUUUUACCUAAUAAACAUCUUAUCGUGGUAGAUUUAGGAAAUGACUGUGUGAAAAAGUACAGAUAUUGGUAAUAGAUGGCAAGGAGUUUACAGAAAAUUUACUCAAAUACUAUCAAGAUUAUUGAUUUUCUACUUAAUUAUGAACUGCCACUUUCGAAACUGCAAUAAGUCAAAUUUCAAGGUAUUCAUUGGUUAAUUUCAUUGUUUUGAAAUCAUUAAAAGGUUGGAUAUAUUAAUGAUUAUUAUUUCAUUACUGCAACCAUAUUUUGCUUUCAAAUACUAUCUACGCAUCAAUUCUAAAUAUUUAAAAUGAAUAGAUUACAUGGAUUCUCUUCACAAUUACUGCCAAAUUUGAUAUCAAUACUCUUGGGAUUAAAAAAUCCCUUACUUUAAUUGUAUAAAUUGACCAAAAUCGAACUUGUUGCUAACGUCUUUCUUCAAGACUGUAGUAUAAAUAUCCAUUAUACUAAAACGGAUGAUGCAUUAUAAUGUACAUGUACAGGCUUUGCGAUCAAGCAAAACCAUUUGUUUUUAUAAUUGAAGAUAAUGUUAUGAGUGUGAACAUAUGAAAACAUUACUAAAAGUAAUGUAAAAUAUCUUUACUAUAGCUAGAAUUAUCUGCGUAUUAUGUUAUUUGGCGGAAUCUACAAUUUCAAAUUACUAUUGUGUCACAAACACUAAAUAAUUAUCAAAAGCAUAAAUAUAAUACAAAAUGUUUAUGGGCUUUUUGCUGCUAUAUUAAGAAUGUUAUUUUGGAACCAUCAAGUCAAAAAGCUUAUUUUAACCAAAGUUUUUGAUUAAUUGCAUUACUUACAUUGAAAAUCUUUUGUAGAUUACAUCAUAGUUCUUAGAAAAUAAUUUAACUGCAUGGAAAUAUUGGGAAAAAUUCAAAGUGCACUAUCAAUAUAGUGAGAAAAGUGUUUUUGGCUAUAAAUUAUAAAUGAACACCGGUAGCCAAAAUUAACUUUACCUGUCUGAUACUUAUUAGGAAUAUCUUAAUUUUAAAUACAGUUACCUGAUUUAAAAAAAUUGUAAAAAGAAAUGAUUUUCAAGAGAAUGUCUUUAAAGUGUGCGUGUGUGUGUGUGUGUGUGUGUGUGUGUGUGAGUGUGUGUGUGUGUGUGUAUGUAUACUAUGAAAAACCGCACAAUAACAACCCUUGUAAAAAAACACAAAUACAAAAGGCACUUUUGUUUACAAUUUACACUUUUAAUAUUAGGACUAGAUUGGAUCGUUGACUCAAUUUUAUUAACAAUAAAACGUUCAACUUUCUUCAAACAUGGUGAUUUUGUGACUGAUGCUUAAUCUUCUCGCAAGUGUCCUAUAUUAUUAUUUUCAAAAAGCAGAUAUUCCAAGUAUUGUUAAAUCAUAGUAAAUUAGAAAAUUAAAUUAACGCGUUCUGUGCGAUAUGAUCCUAUUGAUCUUUUCUUCUUUAUCUGAUGUAAAAUGAUUCGUUAUGAGUUAGGAACACUUAUUUUUUGUAUCCUAGUAUUAUUAAAUUUUAAUCUAUCAUUUUGCUUAUUCAAGAAGACAUUUGAUACGAAUAGAUUUUAAGAGUUUUAUUUAUGAACAAUUAAAUUAUAUUUAAUUCUAUUUCAUAAAAUCUUUCGUAAUUUUUAGUUCCACAUUUGGGGAACAAAUUACUUGAUUCACUGUAGUAGUGAGCAUGUUAAACUCUCGGUAUUAUUAUUAUUAUUAUUAUUAUUAUUAUUAUUAUUAUUAUUAUUAUUAUUAUUAUUAUUAUUAUUAUUAUUAUUAUUAUUAUUAUUAUUA
Molecule: messenger RNA, 4710 nt
Organism: Phymastichus coffea
Lineage: Eukaryota; Metazoa; Arthropoda; Insecta; Hymenoptera; Eulophidae
Product: tripartite motif-containing protein 2-like
Exons: 12
Coding region: 903-3011 (702 amino acids)
Biological process (GO): protein polyubiquitination; proteasome-mediated ubiquitin-dependent protein catabolic process
Molecular function (GO): zinc ion binding; ubiquitin protein ligase activity; protein binding
Source: RefSeq, a predicted model, not a curated record